AUGUUUAACUCGGUGAAUCUGAGCAACUUCUGCUCACAAACGCGUAAAGAACGGACUGCUGAGUUUGGGGACAGAGGCGGGUGUACCUCCAAUCUGUACCUUCCGAGCUGCACCUAUUACGUCCCGGAAUUUUCCGCGGUGUCAUCGUUUUUGCCACAGGCCCCAUCUCGUCAAAUCACCUACCCGUAUUCCACAAAUUUAUCUCAAGUACAGCCGGUGCGAGAGGUCUCGUACGGCUUGGACCCCUCUAGUAAAUGGCACCACAGGAACAAUUACGCAUCCUGCUAUUCCGCAGAAGACUUGGUGCAUAGAGAAUGCAUUCCGCCGUCCACCAUGACGGAAAUGCUAAUGAAAAACGAGACCGUGUACAGCCACCACCAUCAUCAUCCCGCUUCCAGCCAUCCGUCCACGGGUCUCUACUCCGGGAUGGGCAAAAACAAUGUCCUCCCUCAAGGCUUUGACCGCUUUUUUGAAAACGCCUACUGCGGAGCCGAAAGCCAGCCGGAGAACUGUUUACAAAAGAGUGAGGCCGGCAAGUUAGAGCCGGAGAACCAGACAAGCGCUCUGACUGACGGGGGCGACCCCAGCAAACCCCCGCACCCGCACUCACACCCGGAGGACGACGAGGGGAGCACCAACUCGGGGUCCUCCUCCGCCAACAAGGAGGCCGGUUCAGGAAAAAACAACAAUAGCGCAAGUGCGCCACGAACAAGAAAGAAGAGGUGUCCGUACUCGAAAUUCCAAAUUCGAGAAUUGGAAAGAGAAUUUUUCUUUAACGUUUACAUAAACAAGGAGAAAAGGCUGCAGCUGUCAAGAAUGUUAAAUCUUACCGAUCGACAGGUCAAGAUUUGGUUUCAAAACCGGAGAAUGAAAGAAAAGAAAUUAAGCAGAGACCGCCUGCAAUAUUUUUCCGGAAAUCCUUUGUUGUGAACUAUAUAUUCGUUC
Messenger RNA from Polypterus senegalus (gray bichir), 945 nucleotides. It is a transcript of the gene hoxc11a, whose product is annotated as homeobox C11a. The transcript has 2 exons. The record is from RefSeq and is a predicted model, not a curated record. Gene Ontology annotation, biological process: anatomical structure development; regulation of transcription by RNA polymerase II. Gene Ontology annotation, molecular function: RNA polymerase II cis-regulatory region sequence-specific DNA binding; DNA-binding transcription factor activity, RNA polymerase II-specific. The coding region runs from base 1 to 930 and encodes 309 amino acids. NCBI's taxonomy places the organism in Eukaryota, Metazoa, Chordata, Cladistia, Polypteriformes, Polypteridae. Gene Ontology annotation, cellular component: nucleus.